AUGGUGCUCAUCAGCGUCCUGCACGACGCUCUCAAAAACAUGUACAACGCCGAGAAGCGCGGCAAGCGGCAGGUCCUGAUCCGGCCGGCCUCCAAGGUGAUCGUCAAGUUCCUGCAGCUGAUGCAGAAGAACGGCUACAUCGGCGAGUUCGAGGCGGUGGACGACAAGCGCGCGGGCAAGAUCGUGGUGGAGCUCAACGGCCGGCUGAACAAGUGCGGGGUGAUUUCACCGCGCUACGACGUGAGCCACCACGACAUGGAGGAGUGGGUGGCGCGGCUGCUGCCCAGCCGGCAGUUUGGCCACGUUGUGCUGACGACAUCCAGCGGGAUCAUGGACCACAACGACGCGCGGAGGAAGAAGGUGGGAGGCAAGGUGUUGGGGUUCUUCUAUUAG
Messenger RNA from Ostreobium quekettii, 393 nucleotides. Lineage: Eukaryota; Viridiplantae; Chlorophyta; Ulvophyceae; Bryopsidales; Ostreobiaceae. The record is from the annotation of a GenBank genome assembly.